Molecule: messenger RNA, 6537 nt
Organism: Alexandromys fortis (reed vole)
Lineage: Eukaryota; Metazoa; Chordata; Mammalia; Rodentia; Cricetidae
Gene: Zfat
Product: zinc finger and AT-hook domain containing
Exons: 16
Coding region: 2195-5923 (1242 amino acids)
Biological process (GO): regulation of DNA-templated transcription
Molecular function (GO): RNA polymerase II cis-regulatory region sequence-specific DNA binding; DNA-binding transcription factor activity, RNA polymerase II-specific
Source: RefSeq, a predicted model, not a curated record
GAAUAAAUAUCCACCCUCACUCUGCAUGGUGUGCCUAUCUGUCUGUCUCUUGCUCGCUGUGUGGUUCCCUGCCAGGGACCAGCCGACCUGCCGGGUGAUCUCUUGGCCUGCCCAUCUGUCUAUCUCUCCUCGUGGUCUGCUGCAGCCACUUAGGGAACAGAAUAAUGGAGAAAAUUAGAGCCAAACCCCAAAGACUAUCAUCAGCAGUCCGGUUUCCUUUUAAAAUUUGGCUUUCAUCUUCUGAAGCAAUUGAGUUUUGAGAUUUAUUUUAAAUUGCUUCAUUUCCAAACUUGUUUUGGUCACUACAUUCAGGAGCAAUCGAACCACCUGCUAAUCCAUAAAUAACAUUUCAAUGCUGCUUUAAGAAAGGCAGCCCAGCAGAAAACCGAUAUUGUCAGCAGCAACCAGAACAACUCCCAUUUAGACAGAAAUUGAUUCCCCAUAGAGGUUAUUGGAAAUAUUUGUAGUUCUAAAAAGGAAAGCACACCCGUGCAACAUUUGGACAAUUCAUUCUCAAAUGAAGACGUCACUGUCUCCCCCACCUCCCAGACUCCUGGGAGGAAGAAUUUAGUAGGGGUGAAGCAACUACUUCAUGAUUCUCCUCAUAACGUGCCUAUUGGGUAAACUGGCACGUUCUGGAAGGUCACAUGGUAAAGUGCAAAAAUCAAGGGGCAUGGAGAGGUGGGUCCACACACAUCAUAGGCUGGCUGUGUGACCCCAGGAUGCUACAUAACCCUCCUGAACACCUGUCCUUUUCUUACCUGUCCAAUGAUAUAAAGGAGAUAAAUGUUUUGGAACACGUACUUAACAGAAGAUAGAACAGAAUAUCGUACUAGCCACCCUAACGCUCAGUGCCCAAAGGCACUUCAAUGGUUAGAAAAAAAGCGAUGAACAAAAAGAAUGAGUCCAUUCAACAGUAUUACUAAUGCAACCUGUGGUGGAAAGACACAGAUUUAAAAGACCCAGGGGCCUUUGCUACAUCUCUCUCUCUGCUCAGCAAACUCAGUCCAUGGCAGAGAGGGAGGUGCAAACAGGUAAACAGAAGAACCUGGAUGUGGGGAGGGAGUAAGCAACACAAGACCUGGACCUCUGAGGGUACAAGCAGGAGCCUAAGGCUGUCUGGUGAAUAUUUCAAGUUCAACAGCACGGAAAAGUUAUUCCUGAAAACAACAAUAUUUCAGGGGCACUGUAAAAAGUCAGUGUUUCUCAGCCUCCAGUCAUUUCCGUCCCGCUUUUGAUUUUUUUAAAAUUAGUAUUUUCUUUACAAUGCUUAAUUAAAAUUAAAUUAUAUCUAAAAAGCCAGCUUUGCUAGCACAACUGAGAUUGUUACUAUUAUAUACAUGUUUACUCGCCAAUUUAAACUCAUUCCCAGUUUGGAAUGCUAAAGGGGUGACCAAGAUAGAGAUAAGCGACUUCGACGUUAGUAGGAACAGAUUCUACUAAAGUUAUUUGGGACAGACACUUCCUACAGUUUGCGGAAGGGGCGGGGAGGGGGGGUCUAAUCUCCUAAUAUGAGAAAACGGAAAGGCGGUCACUAAGAGGCCAAGGAAACGAUGUUGCGAGGCCUGCACCCGUCCAACCGGAGAUCUGGCGGGAGCUGCACCCUCAAGUGAGACGGCACGCCCAGCCAACCGGUGCCAGCCACACCUAGGCAGGGCUUCUCGGGGACGACACCGCGGGUGCAAGCUGCAGCCGAUCCCACGUGCAAGUUAGGGAACUGAGCCCAAGAAAAGCUAGCGCGCGCACGAAAAAGCGCACCAGCCUGCCCGCUCGUCCCCGGCGGCCGUCGCAGCACGUUGGCGGAUUCAGGACAUUUCCAAACACCCGCGCCCACAUUCCGGGAUCACCGCGUCCCUUCCCGGGCGUGGCUCAAAACACCGCGGGGGCCGCCGGGAGCGGACGCGGGCGCCUCCGCCAGCCGCGAGCAUGCGCAGUGCGCCUUGGGUGCCGAGGGCGGUGCCCCGUGGCGGACGUCGCUACGCAGGCGUCGGAUCCCCGUGGGGGAGGAGGUCGAAGACUCCAUCCGCCAUGUUGGAUGCCGCAGAUUCGCCAUAACCUCUCCGGCUCUUUCCCUAAAAAAAUUAAAAAAUAAAGAGCGAAGUUUCCUCAGGGUGUCCGGCCUUCUCGCUUGGCCCGGGAGGGAGCCGGGGAGAGCCCGAGGCUUUUUUUUCCCCUCCGCCGUGGGGGCGUUGCCAUGGAGACGCCGGCGGCAGAAAAUACAGCCAUCUUCAUGUGUAAAUGUUGUAACCUUUUCUCACCAAAUCAGUCGGAACUCCUGACCCACGUUUCUGAGAAGCAUAGUGAAGAAGGGGUCAAUGCGGAUGAUGUCAUCAUUCCCCUCAGGCCUCUGAAUACUCCUGAAACCCCCAACCCAAGCAAGGGCGGAGAUGAGUUUUUGGUUAUGAAGAGAAAGAGAGGCAGGCCCAAGGGUUCCACGAAGAAGGCCAGCACUGAAGAGGAGAUGGUAGAGAGCCUAGUGAGCCCCAGUGAGGACGGUCCCCUGGCUCCAGAGGAAGGGAGUGGCCUGGCCCCUAGCACCUUGGAGUGUAGCAAGUGCUGCCGGAAGUUCUCCAACACCCGCCAGCUGCGCAAGCACAUCUGCAUCAUCGUGCUCAACCUGGGUGAGGAGGAAGGAGUCGCAGGUAACGAGUCAGACACUGAGCUAGAAAAGAAGUACAAAGAAGAUGAUCGAGAAAAGGCUCCAAAAAGACCUCGGGCUCAGAAAACAGAGAAAGUCCAGAAGAUCUCAGGAAAGGAGGCAGGGCAGCUUUCUGGAGCCAAGAAACCCAUCAUCAGCGUGGUCUUAACUGCUCAUGAAGCCAUUCCAGGUGCUACCAAGAUUAUUCCAGUGGAGGCUGGGCCCCCUGAAACAGGAGCAGCCCCUCCCGAGACCACAGCAGCAGACCUGGUGCCACGGAGAGGGUACCAAGAAUAUGCCAUUCAGCAGACCCCGUAUGAACAGCCCAUGAAGUCAAGCAGGUUAGGUCCCACUCAGCUGAAGAUCUUCACCUGUGAAUACUGCAACAAGGUCUUCAAGUUCAAGCACUCACUGCAGGCCCAUCUGAGGAUCCACACGAACGAGAAGCCAUACAAGUGCUCCCAGUGCAGCUAUGCCAGCGCCAUCAAGGCCAACCUCAACGUGCACCUGCGCAAGCACACCGGAGAGAAGUUCUCCUGUGACUACUGCUCCUUCACCUGCCUCAGCAAGGGCCACCUCAAGGUGCAUAUUGAGCGGGUGCACAAGAAGAUCAAACAGCACUGCCGCUUUUGCAAGAAAAAGUACUCGGAUGUCAAGAACCUCAUCAAGCACAUCCGGGACAUGCAUGACCCUCAGGACAAGAAGGUCAAGGAGGCCUUGGAUGAGCUCCGCCUGAUGACGAGGGAGGGCAAGCGGCAGCUGCUCUAUGACUGCCACAUCUGUGAGCGCAAGUUCAAGAACGAGCUAGACCGGGACCGCCACAUGUUGGUCCAUGGCGACAAGUGGCCCUUUGCUUGUGAGCUCUGUGGCCACGGGGCCACUAAGUACCAGGCCUUGGAACUGCACGUCAGAAAGCACCCCUUUGUUUAUGUCUGUGCUAUAUGUCUCAAGAAGUUUGUCAGCUCCAUCAGGCUGCGCUCCCACAUCCGAGAGGUGCAUGGGACAGCCCAGGAGACUUUGGUCUUCACCAGCUCCAUCAACCAGAGCUUCUGCCUCCUGGAGCCUGGUGGGGACAUCCAGCAAGAAGCCUUGGGGGAUCAGCUACAGCUUGCAGCUGAAGAAUUUGUGUGCCCAGAAGUCGAUGUGCACAAGGACGAGGCUUGUCCUGGGGAAGCUCAGCCUGAGGUAGGGCCCAGGGAACUGGAGGCCCCUGGAGAAGCAACUGCCCCAGCUGUGCCCUUGGACACCCCCAAGACUGAAAGUGCUUCCCUUUCCCCCUGCAAAGUAGGAACCACUGAGGUCCCCUCUGACCUCAACCCUCUAGGAAUGGUUUCAGAUGAUUUCUUACUGAAAAACGAUACCUCCUCUGCUGAGGCUCCUGCUGCUGCCGAGACAACCUUGGACACACAGCAUGGAGGCUCAGCCCCCACUCAGGGUGAAGAUGUCAUACUGCUGCUGACCAAGGCCAAAAGUGCUGAACCAGACCCAGAGGCCCAGAGCGAGCAGAGCCCUCCAGGUGGAGGGCAGAAUGCGGUCACUCUGCCAGUCAGUGAACCUGACUCUAACAAGUGUCUCAGGUCAAACCCAGUGGAGUCCUCAGACCUCCUCCCUACGGUGGCUGAUGGAGGGGACCUUGGAAUGUGCCAGCCUGACUCUUGCAAACCUUCCACUGAGCAUCAUCCCGGCAGCACAGCAUUCAUGAAGGUCUUAGACAGUCUCCAGAAGAAGCAGAUGAACACCAGUCUAUGCGAGAGAAUCCGGAAGGUUUAUGGAGACCUGGAGUGCGAAUACUGUGGCAAACUUUUUUGGUACCAAGUGCAUUUUGACAUGCAUGUCCGCACCCACACCCGGGAACAUCUGUAUUAUUGCUCCCAGUGUCACUAUUCUUCCAUCACCAAAAACUGCCUUAAACGCCAUGUAAUUCAGAAACACAGUAACAUCUUGCUGAAGUGUCCCACUGACGGCUGUGACUACUCGACUCCAGAUAAAUAUAAGCUACAGGCCCAUCUUAAAGUUCACACAGAGCUGGACAAAAGGAGUUAUUCUUGUCCUGUAUGUGAAAAAUCUUUUUCAGAAGACCGAUUGAUAAAGACACAUAUCAAGACCAAUCAUCCUGAGGUCUCCAUGAACACCAUCUCUGAGGUUCUUGGGAGAAGGGUCCAGCUCAAAGGGCUAAUUGGAAAGCGAGCCAUGAAGUGUCCAUACUGUGAUUUCUAUUUCAUGAAGAAUGGCUCAGACCUUCAGCGGCACAUCUGGGCUCAUGAGGGUGUGAAGCCCUUCAAAUGUUCUCUUUGUGAAUAUGCAACUCGCAGCAAGAGCAACCUCAAGGCUCAUAUGAACCGCCACAGCACUGAGAAGACCCACCUCUGUGACAUGUGUGGCAAGAAAUUCAAAUCCAAAGGGACAUUGAAAAGUCAUAAGCUCCUCCACACAUCCGACGGGAAGCAGUUCAAGUGCACUGUGUGCGACUACACGGCAGCCCAGAAGCCACAUCUGCUGCGGCACAUGGAGCAGCACGCCUCGUUCAAGCCUUUCCGCUGUGCUCAUUGUCACUACUCAUGCAACAUCUCUGGCUCCCUGAAGCGACACUACAACAGGAAGCACCCCAAUGAGGAGUAUGCCAACGUGGGCAGCAGGGAGCUUGCAACUGAAGCACUCAUCCAGCAAGGUGGUCUGAAGUGUCCUGUUUGCAACUUUGUGUAUGGUACCAAAUGGGAGUUCAAUAGGCACUUGAAGAACAAACAUGGCUUGAAGGUAGUGGAAAUUGAUGAAGACCCCAAAUUGGAGCCAGCAACAGAGACUCCUGAGGAGCCCUCCACCCAAUACCUCUACAUCACCGAAGCUGAAGAAGAUGUUCAGGGGACACAGGCAGCAGUGGCCGCACUUCAAGACCUGAGAUACACCUCUGAGAGUGGCGAUCGACUUGACCCUACAGCUGUGAACAUUCUGCAGCAGAUCAUUGAGCUGGGUUCGGAGACCCACGAUGCCACUGCUGUGGCCUCUGUGGUUGCUAUGGCGCCUGGGACAGUAACUGUUGUGAAACAGGUCACCGAUGAGGAGCCCAGUUCCAACCAUACCGUCAUGAUCCAGGAGACCGUGCAGCAGGCCUCCGUGGAGCUCGCUGAGCAGCACCAUCUGGUGGUGUCCUCUGAUGAUGUGGAGGGCAUUGAGACAGUGACCGUGUACACACAAGGCGGGGAGGCCUCUGAAUUCAUUGUGUAUGUACAAGAGGCUGUUCCUCCCAUGGAGGAGCAGGUUGGGGAGCAGCCGGCUCCAGAACUCUAGAGGAACCUAGUCUCCUUCAGCAGCCUUGGCUUUGUGGGCACUGGGGACCCCCUCACCUGCCAGGCCCAUGGAAUGGCGCUGUCCUUGCCUUUCUUGUCUACUGGCCCAGAUGGUAUUCUUUCCACUGUCCUUUGAUCAAGGCCAGUGCAUCACCAGCAAUACAGAACCCCAAUCCUCCCAAUCAGCACGGAUCACACCCCUGGCCCAGCAUCCUCUGUUUCUGGAAGACUUUUACAUCAGCUGUCCUGUCCUGCUCCUUUCUUGCUUCAGGACCCAGAGACUCCCAUCCCAUCAGCAUCUUCUUUGAUUACAACCCCAGCCCUUUGCCCACCCUCACCCUAGGUGCUCAUUCCCCUCCGGGCCCACUGUGCUGUCUGUGAAAGGAAGACAGACACCACACAGCAAGUGGCCUUAGUCUUUUGAGUGAACCGCUGGGGCGGAUGGGGAGGAUCAUCCAAGCAUUCUCCACUGUGCACCAUCCUCCUCAUUGCGGGAGCACGGGGAACAAAUGAGUGACCCUAUUCCUCUAUCACAAGGGCCCACCUUGGAGUUCUUUUUGCUUUUUAAAAUAAAUACAUUUUCUCUCUUCACCUCUCAUUCAGGGAGGUGGGGAA